AUGGCACACAUCUUCGAUCUCGCCCCUCAGCUCGUCUCGGGUCCCUACAAGGACGGAGUCAAAGCCACAGACCAGGUCAAGUACCCGGACACGUCUGUAUUUCAGGGCUUCAACAAACCCUCGCGCUUGGAAGGGGACGUGUACGACUUGGAAUUCACGGGGACCAUCCCGCCCGAGAUCAACGGGACAUUCUACCGCAUCCAGCCCGACCACCGCUUCCCGCCCAUCUUCGAGGACGACAUCCACUUCAACGGCGACGGGAGCGUCACGGCGAUCAGGAUCCAGAACGGGCACGCCGACUUCAAGCAGCGCUAUGUCCAGACAGAUCGGUACAAGGCCGAGACGAGCGCCAGGAGGGCGCUGUUUGGAAGGUAUCGAAAUCCCUUUACGGAUAACGAGACGGUGAAGGGCGUGGUGCGGACGGCUGCCAACACCAAUAUCACCUUCUGGCGAGGCGUCCUGUUGGCAAGCAAGGAAGACGGCCCGCCGUAUAUCAUGGACCCCGUCACUCUCGAAACAAUCGGCCGGUACGACUUCGAGGGUCAGAUCCUCACACCCACGUUCACAGCGCACCCCAAGUUCGACCCGGACACCGGGGAAAUGCUGUGCUUUGCAUACGAAGCUGGCGGGGACGGCCAUGACGGCUCAAAUGACAUUGUAGUGUGGACGAUGGACAAGGACGGGAAGAAGACCGAGGAAUGCUGGUAUAAGGCUCCGUUUUGUGGAAUGAUCCAUGACUGUGGAGUCAGUAAGAAUUACAUGGUGUUGCCGUUGACGCCGAUCAAGUGGACGGGCAUGGACAGGCUGAAGAGCGGAGGGAAUCAUUGGGCAUGGGAUCCAAACGAAGAUCAGUGGUACGGUCUUGUUCCCAGACGAGGAGGGAAGUCGGAGGAUAUUGUCUGGUUCAGGGCUGACAAUGCCUUCCACGGGCAUAUCGCAGGAUGCUAUGAGAACGAAGACGGCCAUGUCGUUUUCGAUCUCACUGUCGCAGACGGCAAUGUCUUUUUCUUCUUCCCACCUGUCGAUGAGAAGGAAGGACCGCUCUCCAAGCGCAACCAACUGCGAAGUCCGACCACUCGAUGGAUCUUUGAUCCUAAAGCCAAGUCGGGAGCAAGAGUCACCCCAGCUGAAACCUGGAUGACGAAUGGCGAAUUUUCUCGCAUUGACGACCGAUUCGUGACCAAGAAAUACAAUCACUUUUGGCAAGCAAAAGUCGACCCGACGAAGCCUUAUGACUUUGCAAAAUGCGGUCCACCGGCAGGCGGCUUGUUCAAUUGCUUAGGCCACUACAGCUGGGACGACAGAACGGAGGAUGUGUUCUUCGCCGGACCGACAGCGACCUUCCAAGAGCCAACGUUCAUCCCCAAGGACGGGGGCGCUGAGGGAGAGGGCUAUCUCAUUGCGUUGCUCAACCAACUCGAUGUCCUCCGAAAUGAUAUAGUUAUUAUGGAUGCUCUCGACGUGGCCAAGGGACCGCUGGCAGUGAUACACCUACCUUUCAAACUGAAAUUGGGCUUGCACGGCAACUUUGUCGACCACAGAGACAUUGAUGAGUGGCAGAGGAGAAGGUCCGAGUCGGGCGAUCUUGGACCGGCCCAACCAGCGACAGAGCCUCUACCCUGGCAGAUCCGCCAGAGGGAGCUGCAUCGGAAUGGACAUAAUGGAGUCAACGGUGCUGGAUCCAAUGGCGUGGACGGUAGUCAUUGA
Molecule: messenger RNA, 1707 nt
Organism: Fonsecaea multimorphosa CBS 102226
Lineage: Eukaryota; Fungi; Ascomycota; Eurotiomycetes; Chaetothyriales; Herpotrichiellaceae
Exons: 2
Coding region: 1-1707 (568 amino acids)
Biological process (GO): carotene catabolic process
Molecular function (GO): carotenoid dioxygenase activity
Source: RefSeq, a predicted model, not a curated record